AUGGCUGUCAACUUGCAGCUGAAUAAUUCAAGCGCCAUUUAUCCAACGCUCAUGUAUGUGGCGGCCUCCUCCCUAAGGGGAUUGGGAUUGGGCCAAGAGGGAUCGGGUCUGCCGGAAAACAUAUCCAUCGUUUACGAUGCGGAUGCGGCCAAUGGGACGGGAAGUGCAUUCCCCAAUGGAACCGAUGCAGUGGCUCUCACCGAACCAGGACCCACGGCUCCAGUGACCACAUUUAAUUACUACAACGAGUCGGCAGCGGCCGCCGAGUGGGCCCACUUCUACGAUCUGGUUCUCUCCUGGCAGGGCAUAAUCCUGAUAGCCGUCUUUGCCACCUUCAUUGUGGUCACCGUCAUAGGGAACACGCUGGUCAUACUGGCCAUCCUGACCACCCGACGCCUCCGCACCAUCACCAACUGCUUUGUGAUGAGCCUGGCGGUGGCCGACCUCCGUGGCAUCUUCGUAAUGCCCCCCGCCGUCGCCGUCCAUCUCAUAGGCUCGUGGCAACUGGGCUGGGUGCUCUGCGACAUUUGGAUCUCCCUCGACGUGCUCCUCUGCACGGCCUCGAUUCUCAGCCUGUGCGCCAUCAGCGUGGACAGAUAUUUGGCAGUCACCAGGCCGCUCACGUACUCUCGUAAACGGCGCUCGAAACGAUUGGCCCUAAUCAUGAUCCUAAUUGUCUGGCUGCUGGCCCUGGCCAUCACCUGUCCGCCCAUCCUGGGAUGGUACGAGCCGGGACGAAGGGACCUGCGGGAGUGCCGGUACAACCAAAACGAGGGCUACGUCAUCUUCUCGGCCAUGGGCUCCUUCUUCAUACCCAUGGCAGUGAUGAUUUAUGUGUAUGCAAGAAUUUCCUGUGUCAUUGCAUCCAGGCACGACAAUAUGACCGACAUAAGUGUUCACAACAAGAAAUUCAAGCGCUACACGGCGGCGGACGUGGAGAACGAGCUGUCGGAGCAGGAGCAGCACAGUUCGGUGGGCCAGCGCCAGAGACAGGCCACCUCGAGGACCUUCUCCAACCAGACGAUAGCCAAGGAGCUGCACGACAUGAUGCUGAGCGACAGCGACAAUUGUCCAGGAGGAGGAGGUGGAGGGGGGAACCAUAACCACCACUGGAGGCACAGGCUCAGCCCCGGCACCCACUGUCAAUCCCUGCUGGCCCUGCCCUCCUCCGGCGGUGGAGGAGGUGGAGGAGGAGGUGCCUCCACUUUGGGCUGUCCCAAGAAUGGCUGCUACGAACUCACACGACCUCACUCGCUGAAGCGCACUUCCACCGCCUCGACAACCAUUACCACAAUGACCAGUGAUGGGCCGGGCAGCAGUCUCCUGGAUGCCCAAUGGCAAUCCCAGCCGCCGGGUGGCCCCAGUCAGGGCCAGAUCCAAGCCCACUCUCUCAGCCAGCCAACGCGACCGCACAGCUUUCGGCAUUCGCAUGGGGAGCGGGACAGGGACAGGGAGAAGGAUCGAUUGAGGAGCCAUCACCAUCAUCAUCCUCAUUACCAUCACCAGGCGAGCGUGACCGCCACUUCGAGCAGCGGUGCUGGUCACCAAACCACCAAUGCCAACAAAUCGCUGUCCAAUCGGAUUACCUCGCUGAAGAAGGAGAACAAGACCACUCAGACCCUGAGUAUUGUUGUGGGCGGCUUCAUCGCCUGCUGGCUGCCCUUCUUCAUCAACUAUCUGAUCACUCCAUUUCUGGCCGAACACCAGGCCAGCCAAAUGCUGGCCAAGGCCCUCACCUGGCUGGGAUGGUUCAACAGCGCCAUCAAUCCCUUCAUCUACGCCUUCUACAGCGUCGACUUCCGGGCGGCCUUCUGGCGCCUCACCUGCAAGAGGUUCUUCAGCGCCGGCCAAAAGCCCCAGUUCCCCACUAACACCAUGUCCAUCAGGCGAUAGAGCCCCCAUAUCCCAUCACCCAUAUAACGACUAAAAUAGAACAACAACCCUCUCAACACAAGCCCUGAACAAAUUGCCCUCGCAUAACAUAUUAUUAACUUAUUCAUUAACUUUAGGCGACGUCAUAAGGUGUGGUCCCUAAUUGCACCACCAGGCCAAGUGUAAUUGUUCUCUAGUUUCUCGUAUAAUUUAUUUCAUCGUCAGGGUUUGCUUCCGAUUCUGGAUCAUUUUGCCACUUUAGAGACGACCGUCGCCCACCAGGAAUUAUUCCACUGGUUUCUAUCCUUGAGUUAGGCAUUCGCUUGGAAACUAUUUGAAUAACAAUAUCGUAUUAUUUUUAAUUAUUCUAGGUCAUUCUAUAUUCUCAUUUGUUUUUAAACCAAAGAUCAAAAAUGUUUCCAUUAGAUGUGGUAGCAGAAAAACUUUAUAUAUGGAGACAGAGACUUUACUUACUGCAACACAAAAUUGUCUUAAUGAAGUUCGGCUCAAGGAGGUUGGACUGUAAAAGAAAGCCAUACCUUGUACAUAUAUGCAACUGCAGGCCGUGGUUUCAAGGUAUUUCUGCAUGCGGAAUACGUUGAAAAUCUGAUACGCGGCAGCACGUAUCGAUUUAGUAAUUUCCGCGCGACUUUUCCGCUCAGCGGGCGGCGCCUGUAAAAUGGCAACAUUUGCCUUGGAUGUUGGCUUUUUGCUGGGGCGCCAAGACAGCCCGAGUUGGCCAAUGGCACAGACAGUUUAGAUGGAUGAGAAAACUUGUUUAUAUGGCUCACCGAAAUUGCGCACAUUGCUCAUACUCUAAAAUUCAGCCGCGUGCUUGUGGGACGGUCACCUUUUCGGUGGUAUUGCGGUGGUGGUGACCCCGACCGACCCUGUCCGAGUGAGUUCCGCAUUCCCUUUGGCCAUUUACGAUGCAACUCGGUCCUAUCUCACUUAAAUUUAGUGCAGUCAUAUAUGAUAUCUGGGUACCAUAAACCAUAAGCCGUAUAUUAGAGAUACGGGCUGAUUGAUUUACAUGAACAGGAAGUGAAAUCAGUGGAAUAUUUUAGGUGGAUCAAGUCGAGAAUUAGCUUUAAUCAGCUUUAUCGGAAUGCCAGUUAAAAACAGUUACUGUGAUUUAGUUUAUAGUUGAAGUCGGCUGGAACUUCAUGAGUUUUCCUUUAGUCUUAAACAAAAAAGUGCAGAGUGUGUGACUGUAAGCGAAUGUGCGAAUGAGGUAUAAUACCGUCUAGUAUAAUUUAAGGCAUAAUUUAUUCAGGCCAUCAACAGCUUAGCUAACCCAGAAAGUAGGUCUAAAUUUCGUGUUGUACCAAGCAAUCUACAUUUUGUAAACUCCAUCCAUUGCCGGCGGUGGUGUGAAGUGAAGUCAUAAGCGCAAUCAAUAGGAUGGCAAUCAAUGCUACGACAUAGGGAUUAAGUCAGGUGCUCAUCAUCAGCGUGUACUGUAUGCUGACCCCAACCCAUCCCUGGUGUCAGUACCUUCAAUCCUUCUGAAUUUUUAGCUCUCACAUGUCUGGCCUAACAAGUCAAACAGAUGCUCCGGGUGAGAGGGCUUCCGAUUCCGACGAACCCGUCGAAAAAAGCAAACACGGCGGAUGGAGCUCAUCAUCGCACAGCCCUCAUAUCAUAUCGCAUCCCCUCUUUCAUUCCGGUUGAUAUCAUAUACAUAAUCCGCAUAAUCUGCAUAUAUAUUAAUAGUUGUAUGUACGAACAGCAUUUUUUGGAACCGAACAAAUAAAUAGACAAUUUGCAAAAAGACAAAAGUUCCCCAAAGAGUAAGAGAUUGUUU
Messenger RNA from Drosophila suzukii, 3679 nucleotides. Lineage: Eukaryota; Metazoa; Arthropoda; Insecta; Diptera; Drosophilidae. The record is from RefSeq and is a predicted model, not a curated record.